This is a messenger RNA of Nasonia vitripennis (jewel wasp), 1744 nucleotides long. Its product is annotated as odorant receptor 155. Gene Ontology annotation, molecular function: olfactory receptor activity; odorant binding. The record is from RefSeq and is a predicted model, not a curated record. Lineage: Eukaryota; Metazoa; Arthropoda; Insecta; Hymenoptera; Pteromalidae. Gene Ontology annotation, biological process: sensory perception of smell; detection of chemical stimulus involved in sensory perception of smell. Gene Ontology annotation, cellular component: plasma membrane. The transcript is spliced from 9 exons. The coding region runs from base 297 to 1478 and encodes 393 amino acids.
AAAGGUUUAAUUAAGCUACGUAUUGCUGUACAAGGAAUAAUGCUUUAUUAUGUCACAUGGAUAAGAAAAAAAACUUUCUCUCUGAGAAAGUAAAAUAACUGCCUAUAACAGACAUGUUCAUCAUUUAUUAAAGGAGGUUUGCUUUUUUUUAAUAAAAUAUUCAAAUUGGUCGAAGCAAUCAUUAUGAGCCCUAGAAUAUCCAUCAAUUUUUAUUGAACCGUCGAGUAAGAACAUUGCGUGAAUCUCGAAAUAGAGAAGAUAUAUUUUUGUACAAGUUGUAAACAUAAUAUAAAUAAAUGGAUAUUUUCAACAGUCACUUUUACAAAACAAAUUCGUUUUAUUUAAAAUUAUUGGGACUAUGGCCUCUCGGCGAUGUCUCGAACAAUCGAAUCAAGCGAGUAACAAUUAUAUCCUUAACAAUAUCUUUAAUGAUACCACAAGUAAUAAGGCUUGUUGAAGAGUGGGGUAAUGAUAUGGACAUUGUCAUCGAAGUUAUUGGCUCUCUAAUCUAUUUUACGGGUUCUCAAAUAAAAUACAUCACUUGUGUGAGCGUUGAGUCUCAGAUGAAAUUUCUGUAUGAAGAGAUAGCAAGGCAUUGGAAAACUUUAACAAGCGAAGAAGAAAAAAAAAUUUUAAGCCAAUAUGCGCAAGAUGGUUAUGACUUGGCACUUGGAUAUCUCAUAUCGAUAAACAUAAUAUUAGUUGGGUAUAUCACUCUGCCAUUGGCACCGAUGUUGCUCGAUAUUAUCGAUCCAUUGAAUGAAACACGACCAAAAGCAUUUCCGUAUUUCGCCGAAUAUUUUAUCGAUGAUCAAAAAUAUUAUUUCGAACUGACCGUCCACGGAUGGAUCGUCUGUAUUCUAUCGGUGCAAAUAUAUGGGACCUUUGACGCAACAUACACACAAUUGGUUCAACAUUCCUGUGCGCUUUUCGCCAUUGUGGAAUAUCGCCUGAACAAAGCAACCAAGAUCGAGCCGAGUAUUUCGAGCGUCAAGGAAAAAGACGAAGCCAUAUACAAUGAGAUGGUCGAUGCCAUUAUUUACCACAAGCAAGCCAUUCAGUUCGUCGGUCUCAUAGAAAAAUGCUACACAUUCGUAUUCUUUGGUGUGAUUACUCUUAACACAGCGGUUGUCAGCCUCGCCGCAGUUGACACCAUGCUGAACUUGGAUAAAGGCAAUCACAAGCAAAUGAUAAGAAUCGGUUUGCUGUACAUCGGAUUUUCAUUCCAUCUGCUGUACAACAUGUAUCCCGGCCAAAAAGUGAUAGACAGCAGUACUCGCAUACAGCAAGCUGCUUUCCAUUCCGAUUGGUUCAAUACUUCUCCGAAAACAAAGCAGCUGAUAAGGAUCAUAAUGCUACGCAGCAUGAUGCCAUGCACGUUGACAGCCAAGACUUUGGUCGUGUUAGAUCUGGAGAGUUUCGCAUUUGUGUUUAAAAAAUCCAUAUCGUACGUUACGAUGAUCGGUUCGAUGCGAUAACUUCGAUUCGACCUUGUAUUAUAUCUGUAUCUGUAUACUUUUAUGAAUGUAUAUAUUUUGUACUCGUAUAGGCAUGGAAAAUUAUUUUUAAUACACACGAAGGCGAAUGAAGACAAAUGUAUAUCCAACUCGUAAACAAGAAACAUAUUAUGUACGAUAAGCAAUAAUGCAUCGCAAAUGCGGCAGAUGAUAUAUUUUUGUGGAGGCGUAUACAUGUUCGUAGUGAUUGUAAACUCGCAAUAUAAUAAAACGAUAAACUAAAAGUU